AUGAUACCGCGGCACUUCAUACCUGGCAUCGCCUUCCUCGCUGCCGCCUUCGUGCUCAGUUUCCUGACGUCCAUCUCCCUCCCGUACCUCACUGCGCUGGACAUCACUAGGGUGCAUUUUGGGGAUGGAUUGAAGAUCCCGAACUCGCCUAUACCGCUGAUAAACCAGUUACGCUUUGGAAUAUGGGCGUUCUGUGAGUACGAUGCGAGCAACGGGAACCGUAAAUGCAGCCCGGAAGGUCAUGGGUACUCGGUCCCUUUCGGGGUCAUCGACGCUAAAGGGAACCUCAAUGAGAUCACCAUCGGGUCCUCCUGGACCCGUGGACUGGCUGUCCAUCCAGUCGCUACGGUCGUCACUUUCAUCGCGCUGGCCCUGUCGUUCUCCAGCCACGUCACUGCCACCCUCCUUGCAUCCAUCGUAUCUUUCUUUGCGGCACUUCUCACGCUCAUAGCAUUCGCGAUUGAUAUUGCGCUGUACGCGUAUGUUCACCACGAGCUGAGCAAAUUUAACGGGGUGAACGUCAACACCGGCCCUGGGUUCUGGCUCACGUUUGUGUCCCUCGUCCUUCUGCUCCUCGCGGGGUGCACUGUAUGUUUCGGGAGGCGUCGAGACUCUGAUAACUGGACCUACGGUGGGAACGAAUUUCCGCUCAAGCGGCUCUGGCCUUUCAACAAGAGUUAAGCGAGGUCCAAAAUGGAGACGCAAUGUCAGACGCUUAUACCCGCUGCCAAAUUCCGACGUCAGCAUGUCAAUAUCGAUAUUUCGACCGACUUGUCGGUAUCCAAGAAAUCAACGGUCCCUUCCCGUCCUCCCCUCUCCAUCCCGUCUCUUAUACUUGUCGCGGACUUUGAAGUGCGCUCCGUAUGUACCGUGUCCUGUCCAUUCCGCAUCGUACGCCUAAAGAUACACUGGCACUUUUGUUAUGACGCCACACCAUCUUAACGCCCCAGCAGCCAAUCGCAAUUUAGCUGGUAAAG
Messenger RNA from Gloeophyllum trabeum ATCC 11539, 977 nucleotides. Its product is annotated as pali-domain-containing protein. The record is from RefSeq and is a predicted model, not a curated record. NCBI's taxonomy places the organism in Eukaryota, Fungi, Basidiomycota, Agaricomycetes, Gloeophyllales, Gloeophyllaceae. The coding region runs from base 1 to 681 and encodes 226 amino acids. The transcript has 6 exons. Gene Ontology annotation, cellular component: cell division site; growing cell tip; plasma membrane.